This is a messenger RNA of Paramacrobiotus metropolitanus, 2953 nucleotides long. RefSeq names its product N-alpha-acetyltransferase 16, NatA auxiliary subunit-like. Gene Ontology annotation, molecular function: protein-N-terminal amino-acid acetyltransferase activity; protein binding. The record is from RefSeq and is a predicted model, not a curated record. The transcript has 17 exons. Gene Ontology annotation, cellular component: NatA complex; cytoplasm. Lineage: Eukaryota; Metazoa; Tardigrada; Eutardigrada; Parachela; Macrobiotidae. Bases 336 to 2657 code for a protein of 773 amino acids. Gene Ontology annotation, biological process: N-terminal peptidyl-methionine acetylation.
AGCUUUUUACAAUUUUACAGCAGAAAGUAAAAACUGUAAAAAGUUUUUUAUAAAAACUGAUAUUUCGUUGUGGAAUGUUUUUUUUUGAAAUUUCAUAAAAAUAUCGCAAAAAUUGAUGUUGCAUUUGUUUUGUUAUUGUUCAAAUUGUCCAGUCAACAUUUCUUUUAAUAUUCUGCUCCGUACUAAUGAUCUUGCGGCUGAUACUUGAAAACGACGUGCUAAUCAAAUCUAGAGGAAGAACUGCAGCGAUUGCCUGCCAGUGAAUAACCAUUUUGUUUUGAUUUGGAACGCAAAGCGGAACAGCUGGGGACCACACCGUUCAUACAGAAUUAAGGAUGGCGGGAAUAGCUGAGAACCACCAUUCUACGCUUCCUUCGAAAGAAGGAGCCCUGUUUAAGAGAUUGCUGAAAAUGUACGAGCAGAAGCAAUACAAGAGUGCGCUGAAAAUUGCUAAACAAAUUCUGUCGAACCCGAAAUGCGCGGACCACGGCGAAACAUUGGCUAUGAAAGGUCUGACUUUGAGCUAUUUGGGACGCAAGGAAGAAGCCUACGAAGAUGUCAAACGGGGUUUGAAAUGUGACUUAAAGAGCUAUGUCUGUUGGCAUGUCUAUGGAUUAUUACAAAGAGGGGACAAGAAAUACGAAGAAGCCAUGAAGUGUUUUGUGAAUGCGUUAAAAAUCGAUAAGGAUAACGUCCAGAUUUUGCGUGACUUAGCGACCCUUCAGAUACAGCUGCGCGAUUUAGAUGGGUUCAGUGAUACACGCUAUCGAAUUGCUGUUCUUCGGCCUAGUCAGAAAAGCCAUUGGCUUGCAUACGCCGUGGCACUCCAUCUACAAGGUGACGUUAAUUUGGCUAUUCGCGUGAUGGAAGAAUGUCGCAAGUUGGCCCAUCCCGAGCGACAGGAUGAUUGUGAUGUGGAAUAUGGAGAAUAUAUUCUGUAUCAGCUGGAACUGAUGCUGGAAGCCGGCAGAUAUCAUGACGUUGUGGAACAUUCACUUCGCUAUGAAUCUUACAUAUUUGAUCAAGUUGCGCUAAUGGAAAAACGAGCAAGGGCUUUUGCCGCUCUUGAGAGGACGAAAGAAGCUAAUUCUAUAUUAACAAUGCUAAUACGGAGAAAUUCCGAAAACUGGAGCUACUAUCGCCAGUUGACAUUUCCUUUUGAAAAAUAUAAUUCAUUAUUGGAUUUUUGUGUGGAUAUGCAGAAAACUGAUCCUUAUUCUAGAACUGCUUAUAAAAUUCCUCUUACUUUGACGGAAGGAGAAGAAUUUCGACAGUUUAUUGGCAGCUAUUUACGGCGAAGCCUAGAGAAGGGAUUACCUGCUUUAUUUAAUGAUAUUAAAAUCGUCUACGAAAAUCCGGUGAAAGCCCAGAUAGCUGAAGAGGAAAUUCUCCGUAUCUUUGCCGAAAUACAGUCCAAAGAAGCUGCGAUAAAUUCAGGAGGUGGUGAUGAUUCGGUGCUUCCCAGCACACUCCUAUGGCUGUAUUACUACCUUGCUCAACAUUAUGAUCAGAAAAAAGACUAUGACAAGGCCAUGGAGUUUAUUGAUCUGGCGAUAGCACAUACUCCAACACUGGUGGAAUCCUACUCGUUCAAAGCGAAGAUCUUGAAGCAUAUGGGCGAUCACCAAGCAGCGGCUACCAGCAUGGAAGAAGCCCAAUCGCUUGAUACAUCAGAUCGUUUUAUCAAUUACAAAGCCGGAAAGUACCUGCUGCGAGCUAAUUUAUUGGAACGUGCGGAAACUAUUUUGGGAAAAUUUACCAGAGAGGGUAUGAAGCCUUCGGAAAAUUUGUGUGAUAUGCAAUGUUUUUGGUUCAUGAUCGAAAGUGCCCGUGCGAUGAAGCGGUUAGGGAAGUUCGGUGAAGCACUGAAACUUCUACACGUCCUGGAUCGGCAUUUUUUGGAUAUUGUGGAUGAUCAGUUGGAUUUUCACGCUUACUGCCUUCGAAAAUCAACCAUCGAGAGCUAUGUCAAAUUAAUACGAAUGGAGGAUUCUGUUCGUCAGCACAAGUUUUAUGUUGAUGGCGCCAUCUUAGCCGCUGAGAUUUAUUUAGCAAUUUACGACAAGCACCCGUCUGAUUCGGAUGAUGACGACAUCGGUACCGAUCCAUCGAUUUCUGCGGCGGAGAAACGAAAACUCAAGAACAAACAGCGAAAAGCGAAGAAGAAAGCAGAAAGUGAGAAAUUACAACAGGAAGCCAUGGAAAAAUCUAAAGCGCAGGCGAAACUAAAAAAGGACGAUGAUGAGCCAGCAGCUACCCAUAAAGAGGACUUGAUACCAGAGAAACUGGCUAAGCCGGAUGAUCCGCUGGAAAUGGCAUGUUAUUUUCUUCGACCGUUGGUUGUUCUUGACAUCCCCCGGUUCGAUUUGCAUCAGAUGAUCUUUGAAGUGUAUCACCGCAAAGGCAAGCAUGCUGUGGCUUUGCGCUCGCUUGUCCGGAUGAUAAACUUGGAACCUCUUAACCCGAAACUUGCCGAAUACAGAAGUUUAUACUUGGAUAUCGCGGAUAAUCAAACUGGAAAUAUUCCCGAAGCGAUUCAGGAAAUCGUUAUGGAAGCUUUCGCCCAAAUUAAGAACUGCCAGCUGCCGGUUGACAAUGGAGGUCUUACAAAAAGUGGCGAUGCUCUGCAUAAUCGGGUGGUGGAAAAUCACCAUUAAAGAAAAUGUGACCAAAAACAGUGUGUUUAAAUAAAUUAAUGUGAAUAUUAGUCGGUCGGUGUCUUCUUCGUUUUUGAAUGAAGUACGAUUGAUCAGAUGAUUUCAGUUGGGUGUUGUUUUCCUCUGACGCCGUGUUUAAUAUUGCUCACUUCGGCACCUGUUAAUGUUUUGUUUUCUAUGAACCGAAAUUUACUGUUCUUCUUUCUGGGGAAAACUGUUUUGUGGACUUCCGGACUUUUUUACUGUGCUGAAGUAAUGUGGACUUAACUCUCCGGUGCAUGAAUUAUCCUUCUGUC